Messenger RNA from Cyclopterus lumpus (lumpfish), 2717 nucleotides. It is a transcript of the gene bin2b, whose product is annotated as bridging integrator 2b. Gene Ontology annotation, cellular component: phagocytic cup; podosome; cytoplasm. The transcript is spliced from 11 exons. Gene Ontology annotation, molecular function: phospholipid binding; protein binding. NCBI's taxonomy places the organism in Eukaryota, Metazoa, Chordata, Actinopteri, Perciformes, Cyclopteridae. Bases 381 to 2285 code for a protein of 634 amino acids. Gene Ontology annotation, biological process: plasma membrane tubulation; podosome assembly; phagocytosis, engulfment. The record is from RefSeq and is a predicted model, not a curated record.
CCGAUGUGUGUGUGUGUGUGUGUGUGUGUGUGUGUGUGCGUGUGUGUGUGUGAACAGGUCGGGGCGCGCAGAGAGAGUUCCGGGUCCCUCCCUCGGCAAGCUUGAACAAGAACAAGACUCCCUCUGCAGCCGACGAUUUAAAGAACUUCACUGCUCGGUUUAAGGCCGCCUGUUUGCGUGCGCGUGUGUUUGCGCGCGCGCGUGUGUGUGUGUGCCUGAGUCUUGACACUUGUAUUGUUGCUCCACCUCCGUCGCUGCCUUGAAUUUAAGUCGCUUGCAAAAAAGUUGCUGCGAGGCACUUUCUCGAGAGGAAGCAGAAGAGUUGGAGGAGGACUGCUUUUUAGUGAGGAGGAACCGAGAGAGAGAGAAAGAAGUGCACGAUGGCAGAGAAUAAGAUGGGCCCGAACCUCCAGGCCGGAGCUGGAUUCCUCGCCAAACGGGUCCAGAAGUCUUUGAAUCGAGCCCAGGAGAAGGUCCUUCAAAAACUGGGCAAAACCAUGGAGACCAAGGACGAGCAGUUCGAGCUGUGUUUCCAGAGCCUCAACAAACAACAGAUCGAUGGAAGCAGGCUGUUUAAAGACGUCAAAGCCUACCACGCAGCAGUGAAAGCCGUGCAUGAGACGUCCAAGCGGCUGUCGCAGACGUUGCGAGAUAUCUACGAACCAGAGUGGAACGGUGUGGAGGAGCUCGCGGUCAUUACAGACAGUGAAGACUUGCUGUGGAACGACUACGAAGAGAAACUCAGUGACCAGAUUGUGCGCACCAUGGAGAACUACACAAGCCAGUUCCACGAAGUCAAGGAACGCGUAGCCAAACGCGGUCGCAAGCUGGUGGACUACGAUUCAGCGCGUCACCACCUGGAAGCGCUCCAGAGUGCCAAGAAAAAAGACGAGGCCAAAACGACAAAGGUAGCAUCAGUAUUGCACAAAGCACAGAUAAGAGUGUUGGCUGACGAGUGUUCUCACUGUAAGUCCUCUCAACAGGCGGAGGAGGAGUUCAACAAAACCCAGGGUGUCUUUGAGGAAUUGAAUAACGACCUGAGGGAGGAACUACCUGUUCUCUAUCAGAGCCGGAUAGGUUGCUAUGUGACGGUGUUCCAAAACAUAUCAAACCUGAGAGAUGUCUUCUAUAAGGAAAUGAGCUUGCUGAACCACGAGCUGUACAAUGUGAUGAAGAAACUGGAGACUCAGCACUCGGGAAAAGCCUUCAUAAUCAAGGGUCUGAACAGCACGACAAGCAAGGCAAAGAAGAGAAAGUCCCUGGUUAUCUCCAAUCCCAUCCCUUGCAAUACAGCUUUCCCAACUGACCACAUCUCCAUCCACUGUUCCACCGAAAAUGGAAAAGACACCGAGCCCGUCCAACGAACUCAAAGCACCUCAGAAGAAACUGGCCUGCCAGAAGAAAGCAUCGCCUCAUCCAAAGACGUCAACUCGUCGGAUUCCGAACUCAGCUCCAGCGGCACCCACACACCCCAGAGGCAGUCGGCGUCAGACAGUGAGACCAGCGACCAGAGCACAGGGAGUCGAAAUUUGGAGGUGGAACCCGACCUGGCUACGAACCAGUCCGAUGACUCCGGGGUGGGUGUACCAAAGUCGGAGGCUGCUAGUCAGGAAGUGUCCAAUGCCUCUGAUUCUGCAGAUAAUGCUCUGCUGGGUCCAGAGCAAGAGAAUGCAAAUGACCCAGCAUCUGAGAGUCUGCAGCAAGAGAAUGUGAGUGACCCAGCAUCCGAGAGUCCGGAGCAUGAGAAUGUGAGUGACCCAGCAUCCGAGAGUCCGGAGCAUGAGAAUGUGAGUGACCCAGCAUCUGAGAGUCCGGAGCAUGAGAAUGUGAGUGACCCAGCAUCCGAGAGUCUGGAGCAUGAGAAUGUGAGUGACCCAGCAUCCAAGAGUCCGGAGCAAGAGAAUGUGAGUGACCCAGCAUCAGAGGAGGCAAAGCCAAAACCUGCACCAGUGCCCGCCCCUCGCCUCUCUUUCCGCUGUACAGAUAGACGCGCGCUCUUACCCGCUAAGGUUGAAGAAUCGGUCCACCAGGAGACGGAUGAUGCCAGUUCACACAACCCACCAGGCUUCCUUUACAAGGGGGUGGCGGUGGAGAGCAAUGCAGCGUCCGAAGACGGCCUGCUCCAGUUUGAACAGGGAGACGUCAUCCUGGUGCUCGCUGACACUCAAGAGCAGGAAGGCCUGGUGAAGGGGAUCAGGGAGGAGAGCUGGAACCAGCACAGGGACCUAGGAAAUCACUCUGGGAUCUUCUCGGAAAAGCUCCUUCAGCCGGUACAGGCAGAGUGAGGCAAUAGUCACUCCUCAGUCUGUAACACGUUCUUCUUCCUUCAAGCAGUUGGUGAACAAACACACACACACACACACACACACACACACACACACACACACACACACACACACACACACACACACACACACACACACACACACACACACACACACACACACAGACUGAGGGAGUGAACCCAUAUGUUGUGGGGUGCAGAAGUUGCGCACAGAUGAGCACAUGUCCCACGUGGAGCCUCACACAUAAGAUUUCGAACAUUUUGCAAGAACUGUUUAUUAUUGGUAAAUAUUUCUGUAUUUUUGCUCUUAUUGCAUUUUUUUUAAAAAGUAUUUCUGUGAAACGCUGUGAAAUAAAAUACAUGUUGUUGUUUUUUAUCCUGAUGCUGUGAUCUUCUGUAACAUUUCCUAAUAAAGUUCUAUAUAUAAACGAGA